Molecule: messenger RNA, 1523 nt
Organism: Folsomia candida
Lineage: Eukaryota; Metazoa; Arthropoda; Collembola; Entomobryomorpha; Isotomidae
Gene: Alg1
Product: chitobiosyldiphosphodolichol beta-mannosyltransferase
Exons: 6
Coding region: 121-1446 (441 amino acids)
Cellular component (GO): endoplasmic reticulum
Molecular function (GO): mannosyltransferase activity
Source: RefSeq, a predicted model, not a curated record
UGUGGCACAUACACGUCAAACUUUUUUUUACUAAAUUUUAUCCAGCGUAAAAUCUCCUUAAUAAAGUAAAAUUCCAUAUUGCUUAAUUUAUUGCUAAUUUUCGAAGAAAACUGCCUCAAAAUGAUGCCAACCCAGGAGGACGAAACUCCAGAAGAAUUAUCACAAGCAAAAAGAAUCCAAACGACUACUAAAAAAGUGACGAUUGUGGUUUUGGGCGAUAUCGGUCGCAGUCCGAGAAUGGGAUAUCACGCCUUAUCACUCGUGGAGGAAGGCUAUUUCGUCCAUUUAAUUGGCUAUGGAGAAUCACCGUUGCCGUCAAAUAUCUCGAAUAAUAAGUCCAUUUGGGUCGACUUCAUGCCACCAGUGCCUUUGUUUAUUCAGAGCCUCCCCCGCCUGAUUUCGUACCCAUUAAAAGUGGCAUGGCAGUUGCUGCUCUUGUCCUGGGCCUUUGUUUGGAUGAUUCUCCGUUACCAGUUCUUCCCACACUACAUCCUUUUACAAAACCCACCCGCAAUUCCAACCCUGACCGUUUGCUACCUAUUUUCCAAAGUGCUCUUUGCUGAUUUCGUGGUGGAUUGGCACAAUUAUGGGUUCACUCUCAUGGGGAUUUCAAUUGGAGAGAAGCACCCGCUCGUUAAAUUAUCUAAAUUCGUGGAGGAUUAUUUCGGUGCGAGGGCGGAUAAGCAUUUAUGCGUUACAAAAGCCAUGAAAGAGGAUCUCGGGAGGAGGUUGGCCAUUGAAGCCGUGACACUGUACGACCGACCACCAGAAAAAUUCAAACCGCUUUCAGAAGAGGAGAGGAAAGCGUUUCUAGUCAAAUUAAGCAAAGAUUUUCCUAGUUUAAAGAGUAUAGCGAAUAAAGGAGUGGAAUUAAAUGGAAGGCCUGGAAUUUUAAUUUCUAGUACGAGUUGGACUGAAGAUGAAGAUUUCAAUAUUUUGUUAUCUGCUUUGCAAGACUAUGAAACGGCGAGUCGGGAUGAGCCAACUUUUUACCCAAAAUUAAUCGUGUUCAUUACGGGGAAAGGACCACAAAAAGAAUAUUAUUCGAAAAUUAUUCAAUCAAUUGAUUUCAAAAAUGUGGAAAUUAAUCUUCCGUGGUUGGAACAUGAUGACUACCCGUCGUUGCUCGCCUGUGGAGAUUUGGGAAUAUCACUUCACUAUUCGUCCAGUGGACUGGAUUUACCAAUGAAAGUUGUGGACAUGUUUGGCUGCGGUCUUCCCGUCUGUGCCGUUAAUUUUAAUUGUCUACCGGAACUGGUCCGCAACGGAGAAAGCGGUUACAUCUUUAACGACUCUACAGAAUUAGCUAAUCAAAUUCAAAAUUGGUUCAAAAUCAGUUCAAAACCUAAUCCACAUCAUAAAAAAUUCAGAGAAAACUUGAAAAAAUUCAGAAGUUUAAAAUGGCAUGAAAAUUGGAAAUUCAAUGCGCUUCCUAUUUUUAGUUGACAAUAAAAAAAUUUCCAUUCCGAAUUUUAUUAUUUUCACUUGAAAUUUGCGAUUGUAUAAAAUUUUGUUUAAAUGAG